CAAACAUAGCUCCCAUAUGCGGAGUACCGCGGAUAGACAGCGGCCCUUUGUGGACCUGGACAGGUGCUGGGGUGUACCUGUAGCAGCUGCCUGCAUCACUUUCCUAUCGUGCAUAGCCUCUUCCAGCUAUGGGUUCCUCUACGUGCUCUUCAUGCAAAAGCAUGAACUUAGUCGUGAGCAAGCCGCGUGGCCUCAGACAGCACUCGUCAUCUCUGGCGGAUGCAUGGGCCUCCUCGUCAGCAUGGUGCAAAAGAAAUUCUCCAUCUACCACAUAACCCUCGCUGGUGGGAUCGUGGCUUCUGCAGGCCUCGCGGGAGCAAGCUUCGCUCCCAAUAUCGUGUGGCUUUCUGUUACUUUUGGAGUGGUACAAGGAGCCGGAAUCGGAAUCACCUUGCUAGGCAUCGCCAUGUACUUGCUCCUUUACUUCGACAAAUACAAGGCCACUGCUACCGCCAUCAAGGAUAUCGGCACGGUCGCAGCUGGUGUCGCAGGCGUCCCCUGGAUAUCGCUUCUCGUGAAGGAAUACGGUCUGCAAGGCAGCCUUCUACUAACGGCUGGUUUGAUGAUCCACAUCUUGCCAAUAGUCAUGCUUAUCAAGACACCUCGCCAUUGGCGUAUAUUCAGAAGUAGCGACAAAAAUACAGGGCCUAUGAGUUCCCAGCAAGCUGACGUGGAGGUCCCCCUCGCCGUUAAAAAAGCGACGCAGUUAUCGAAUGAAGAGGAACGCUUUGUCGCACUUCAAAGUACGGAACUGCCGACGCCACCAAACAGCCCUUCCAGUGUGUUCCCCGUUGUUAUAUGGUUCCCCUUCUUUGUUUUGGUGCUGAUGCAAGUCGUCUCGGACUACAGCAAUGCUGUGUUCAUGACCACCAUAGUAGAUUACGCGACAGACAAGGGAGCAGAUCUCGGUCGCGCAAAAACGGCGAUUAUGUUCGCCGCAAUGGGACAGGCUGUGGGACGUGUCCUGGUGCCCUUGGUGUCGGACAAAAUUUCUUUCAGCCGCUCUUCUAUCGCCACGGCGUGCCUUUAUGCGACGGCUGUCUGUUUCCUCUUCAUUACACGCGUCUCUGCUUUCGAAAUAGUAGCGGCACUUGCUAGCCUAGCAGGAGUGGCCCAAGGCUACGUCAUUUGUAUGCGGCCAUUGCUAGUCGCCGACCACGUCGGCGUGGAACGGUUUAGCUUGUGCUGUGGAGUGGGAGGACUCGCUGCCGUGCCCAUGUGCCUCUCUGGCCCAGCAAUUCUAGGAGACGGCGAUUGCCUGCAUCCGCCCGAACAGAACCGUCGCAACGUGAUCCUCCGCACGGUGAACCGCUACGCGUUGACCUUCUUCCAGCUGCUCGUCAUCAUUCUCGCCGUCUCCGCUUUCCUCUUGCUGCUCGUUGAUUGGCGCCAUAUGAAGUACUGUCCGGAAGAGCAAGGCAGUAACUGCACUCACGAUGUGUGGGCCCUCAUGCAAUGA
This is a messenger RNA of Rhipicephalus sanguineus (brown dog tick), 1459 nucleotides long. RefSeq names its product monocarboxylate transporter 3. The transcript is spliced from 4 exons. Gene Ontology annotation, biological process: transmembrane transport. The record is from RefSeq and is a predicted model, not a curated record. NCBI's taxonomy places the organism in Eukaryota, Metazoa, Arthropoda, Arachnida, Ixodida, Ixodidae. Gene Ontology annotation, molecular function: monocarboxylic acid transmembrane transporter activity. Bases 17 to 1459 code for a protein of 480 amino acids.